UUAAAAUCUCAUAAAGUUUAGUACUGACACCCUUCAUCUCAAUAGGCAGUAGCUAGUAAGGUUCUGCAAAUGGAAUUUAGAAGUGUAUCUGACAGAAUCUCAGCUGUAUAGUUUGUGCAGCAAGCAGAGCCAUGAUGCUUUGGGACCUGGAUGUCAUUGGUAGAAAAAGACAACCUUGAAAAAUGUGUCAGCUUUAUUUAUUCCUCUUGCUUCUAAGACCAGGAACUGCAGAGACUGCUUCUUCACACAUCUUUAUCUAAGCUAACACCACUGGAGAGAAACAAUGAGGUUUGAGGAUGUACUCCAUGAAGCUGGUGACUUUGGAAAGUUUCAGUUUUGGGUUCUGGGACUUCUAUUUAUGCCAAGGAUAAUUAUUCCCCUGCACUUUAUGCUACACAACUUCUUGGGUUUGGUCCCACCUCACCACUGUACCAUUCCAGCUCAGGACAGUCUGAAGAACUUAACUGAGAAUGUGAGACUCACAGUCAGCAUUCCUAAGGAGUCUGAUGGGACCUUCAGCUCCUGUAAGAUGUUCUUAGAGUCACAAUUUCAUCUCCUGUCCAACUCUUCCCAGGAAAUUGGGAACAUCUCUUCUAUUACACAAUGCAAAGAUGGAUGGCAAUAUAAUAACACCCAGGUGAAGUCCAGUAUUGUAUCUGAGCAUUCCAUAUACCUGCUUGAAAUAUGUCCUAAUCAUUUAAACUUUAACAUGAAUUCCAGGAAGAAAUUAAACAAAAUACUUAGAGUCAUGCAGAGGUUUCCUGUCCCUGCAAGAGAAAUUCCAGAAAUAGCUCUCAUUGAGGCAAACAUUGCAUACGAGUUGGAAAAUGCAGCCAUGACCCCAGAGACUGUGGAAAGUCUUGAAUGGAUUGCACUGCAGAAGAGGACUUUUCAUGGAACAAUAACUGGUCUAGCUUGGUGUAUUGGGAAUAUGUUACUACCCCUGAUUGCUUAUUACAUCACGGAAUGGCGUUGGUUUAUCUUCACUGUAACAAUGCCAAAUGCUGUGGCAAUUCUAAUUUGUUGGUGGGUUCCCGAAUCUGCAAGGUGGUUACUAAUUACAGGAAAAAUCGAAAUGGCUGAGAAGGCCCUGCAGAAAUGUGCAUCUGUGAAUGGGAGAAUGGAUUUCAGCUCCAGAAUCAACAAGGAGGCUUUAACAAAAGUCGUGACGCUACAAGAACCAAACAAAGGUUUAUCCUAUCUGUAUUUGGUGAAAACUCCUAAAAUGAGGAAACUUGCAUUGUUCAGUGGGAUUAUGUGGUUUGGCGUAGUCUUCACAUAUUAUGGGAUCAGCUUGAAAAUCACUGGAUUUGGACUAAAUAUAUAUUUAACACAAUUCAUCUAUGCAGCCAUUGAAGUUCCUGCUAAAAUAAUAACAUAUUUUAUGUUGGAUAGAACUGGUCGAAGGCAAGGGCAGGCAUGGUCUCUGAUAGCAGCAGGUGCAAUGAUUGCUGUGACUGCAGCUAUACCUUUAGAAUUUGGCCUGGCUAGGUCUUUAGUUGCCAUUAUUGGGAAGGGACUGUCAGAGAUGGCCUUCACUGUAGCAUUACUUUAUACUGCUGAGCUCUACCCAACGAUUCUUAGACAGACUGGUAUUGGAUACACCGGCUUUGUGGGUCGGAUAGGAAGUUCAAUUGCUCCUUUGAUCAUAUUGCUGGAAGACACAUGGUUCUAUUUACCUUACAUAAUAUUCAGUUUUGGAGCUUUCAUCUGUGGUGCUGCAGCUUUCUUCCUGCCAGAGACAACAAAUGUUAACCUGCCUGAGACAGUUGACGAUAUUGAGCAAGGAAGCCACAUGUUCAAAACUUCUAAUCAUCCUGGACAGCAUACAGAUGAGAUCUUCAAAAUUGCUAGAAUCCAGAAUGAAGAACAAGAAACACGGUUGUAAAACCUGCAACAGACAUCCAGAGUAAAAGCUGCAAAAAGCACACUUUGCAUCUGCUUCAUAAGAAAUUAUUUUUUUAUUUUGCUAUCCCAUUAUAAAGAUAAUAUUCAGAGACCAUUUCUUUUACAAUGAGAUAAAGAAAAGCAGUUGAACUGCAACUAUAAUCUUUAAUAUAGUUUGGUUACAGCUGGGUAUAAUUUUUCCUUCUCUGUUCAUCGUUUGUUUAUGAACAGUGAUCCACCAUUUGCAUUUUUAUCUUAACAGACUGUAGUGAGCUUGAAUUCACAGAUACACUCUAGGACAGGGUUAUUUUCUUUCUUGCCUUUUAACUAGAUGAUGACUUGAAACAUGGCGAGGUAUAUAAAAUCAAAGGAGAUGCUGUUGAAAAAACAGAGACUUUAAUAAUCUGUGGACAUUUUAACUAUAUCAUGACAAAAAUUGUUCUACUAAAGUGUUUUAGCACUUUUGUUUUUAGUAAUGCAGACAAUCUAAAAACAACGCACAUCAAUGAUACAAAAGUCCCACACGUGAACCAAAAUUCAAUUGGUCAUCAGCUUGCUGUAAAAGGAGUGCAAAAUGCAUGCCAUGGGAAGAAUUUAUAAUCAUUACCAUGUUGUGUACAUACUGAGGUAACCAUUUCCAAUUCAGUAAAAGGAGUGCAAAAUGCAUGCCAUGGGCAGAAUUUAUAAUCACUACCAUGUGGUGUACAUACUGAGGUAACCAUUUCCAAUUCAGUGAUAGCCCUGCAAGGCUGCUACAUCACAAAGAUGUGUUGAAACACAGUGCGCUAUCUUUGUGACAUGCAGGAAAUGCUAAUGAAGCAUUCUGGCGGAGUCAUUAGCUAUGUGUGGUAAGACAUCUAAAAAACUAAGCAAUUCAGUCACUCAGCUGGUUAAGUUACCUCAGCCACCCAUGUUAACAAGCACAGACAAGACAUUGUUUCUCCCAAUUGUCGUAAAGCUAAAUGCCAGGGUGUUUAGCAGUCUGGUCAUGUUGUGGGGGGGGGGGGGUGUGCAUGUGCGUGUUUGUGUAAAUAUGUUUGAUUAUGAAUGUGAGUGCGUGUAGAAAUAGGAGUAGUAUAUGGUGAGUGUGUGUGUGUGUGUGUGUGUGUGUGUGUGUGUGUGUGUGUGUGUGUGUGUGUGUGUGUGUGUAUGUAUGGGGGUUAGUUAGGGGACAGAUAAGUUAGGUGUGCACGUUUGUGUGUGUGUGUGUGUGUGUGUGUGUGUGUGUG
Messenger RNA from Protopterus annectens (West African lungfish), 3116 nucleotides. RefSeq names its product solute carrier family 22 member 7-like. The transcript has 10 exons. The record is from RefSeq and is a predicted model, not a curated record. The coding region runs from base 284 to 1888 and encodes 534 amino acids. Gene Ontology annotation, molecular function: transmembrane transporter activity. NCBI's taxonomy places the organism in Eukaryota, Metazoa, Chordata, Ceratodontiformes, Protopteridae. Gene Ontology annotation, cellular component: membrane. Gene Ontology annotation, biological process: transmembrane transport.